GAAAAAUUAAUAAAAAAAUAAUUAUCGUGAUCGAACUUUGAGUUUACAAAAUGUAAAUUUAAGUCCUUAUUUUAGUUCAAGCUCCAAAAUCUGAAUCCAGAUUCAAACCGCCGGCCAUCUUCUCCGGCGACCAUCGGAGAUUCGAAAGUAAGAAAUCAUGGUACUGGAAAAUGAAGAGCUCCGAAUCACUGUUCUUCCUCUGUUCGCCUCCGGCCACAUCAUUCCGAUCGUGGACAUGGCGCGGCUCUUCGCCCGCCACGGUGCCGCCGUCACCAUCAUCACCACCGAAUCCAACGCCCGCUCCUUCCAAAACGACGUCGCCCGUGACUUCGCCGCCGGCUACAAAAUCCAGACCCGCACCGUCCCGUUCCCCGCCGCCGAAGUAGGCCUUCCUCCGGGCAUCGAGAACUUCAGCGACGUCGUUUCGCGCGACCUCCAAGGCAAAAUCUACCGAGCCUUUCUAAUCCUCGAAAAACAGAUCGAUCAGGUAAUCAUUCCAGAAACACGGCCGGAUUGCAUUUUGAGCGAUCUCUCCUACGGAUGGACCACCGACACGGCGGCGCGGCUCGGCGUUCCCCGGUUGGUGUUCUUCGUCUCCAAUUUCAUGGCCUACUCUGCCGAGCACUCUGUUCUCCAGCACGCCCCUCACCAAAAAGUAACAUCCGAUUUUGAAACAUUUGAGCUCCCGGGGCUACCCCACAAGAUCCAAAUGACAAAAUCGCAGCAGCCGGAAUUUCUAGUCCAGCGAAGCCAAUUCACGGAGAUGAUAGAGAAAUACAAAGAAGCAGAGAGGAGGAGCUACGGAAUCGUAACGAACACAUUCUACGAACUUGAUGGGGUUUAUUUAGAGCAUUACAAGAGAACAAUUGGGAUAAAGGCGUGGGGAUUAGGGCCGGUUUCAUUGGCCGUGAAUAAGGAUUUGAUCGGAAAAAUCGACAGGGGAAACAAAUCGGGGAUGGAGAGUGGGGAGUUAUUGGAUUGGUUGAACUCGAAGGAGCCGAAUUCGGUUCUGUAUGUGAGUUUCGGGAGCAUGACGCGGUUUCCGGCGGCGCAGAUUGCGGAAAUCGCCCACGGGCUGGAGUCCGCCGGCCGGAAUUUCAUAUGGGUGAUUCGGAAGAAGAACGAAAACGAAGGGGGAGAGGCGGAGGAGGGGCUGCCGGAGGGGUUUGAAGAGAGGGUGGUUAGAGAGAAGAAGAAGGGGUUGAUUGUUCGGAUUUGGGCGCCGCAGCUUUUGAUUUUGGAGCACCCGUCGACGGGGGGUUUUCUGACGCACUGUGGGUGGAAUUCGUCGAUCGAGGGGGUCAGCACCGGGCAGCCGAUGGUGACGUGGCCGGUGAGUUCAGAGCAGUUUUAUAACGAGAAGCUGUUGACGGAGGUGCUGAGGGUGGGGGUUCCGGUGGGGGCGAGGCGGUGGUGGAAUAUGAGCGAUGAGAUGGAGGAAGAGGAUAUUGUGGGGAGGGAGGAGGUGGCGGCGGCGGUGGGGUUUUUGAUGGGGGAGGCGGAGGAGGCGGCGGCGAUACGGAGGCGGGCUAAGGAGCUCGGAGCGGCGGCGAAAAGGGCCGUAAGUGAAGGGGGCUCGUCCGAGAAGAAUGUCGUGUCGGUGAUUGAAGAGCUGAGGUCCUUAAAAAGGUAAUGCGCGGCAGUAGAAGAGAGACCGAAGCAAUGUAAUUUUUAUUUUUUAUUUUUUUUUUGCUUGGGGGAUUUAAUUUUUUAUCCUAUUUGAUUCAACUCUGUUGUUACUUUUUUUUUCAACUAUGGGACGAGUUCGAACUCAUGAUCUUUUGGUCAAAGAUAAGUGCUUUAACCACUUGAGUUAUGCUCGGUUUGGCAAAUCUGUUCUUACUUACUUAAAAACUUGGGUGGUAUGUUUAGAAUUGGAAUAAUAUGGUAGAUGAUUUUCAAUAUA
Messenger RNA from Momordica charantia (bitter melon), 1906 nucleotides. Its product is annotated as soyasapogenol B glucuronide galactosyltransferase. NCBI's taxonomy places the organism in Eukaryota, Viridiplantae, Streptophyta, Magnoliopsida, Cucurbitales, Cucurbitaceae. The record is from RefSeq and is a predicted model, not a curated record. Gene Ontology annotation, molecular function: UDP-glucosyltransferase activity.